Fonsecaea multimorphosa CBS 102226 is the source of this 975-nucleotide messenger RNA. RefSeq lists its product as uncharacterized. Lineage: Eukaryota; Fungi; Ascomycota; Eurotiomycetes; Chaetothyriales; Herpotrichiellaceae. The record is from RefSeq and is a predicted model, not a curated record. The transcript has 2 exons. Bases 1 to 975 code for a protein of 324 amino acids.
AUGUCAUCAAGUGGUGAUCCUCCGCAGGAAGACACUUCUCGCGGCCGCGAGAGCAGAGAUUCCAGCUCGCAGCGAUCCUCCAAUAUCAUCGAGUUUGUCGAUAGCCAGAACCCAAAUGUCAGAAGUGCCAUUCAGCGGCACACCGCAUAUCACUCUGCCGCACAGCGUCGAGAGGCACGCUCGCGACUUCUCCGGCGAUCCAGCCAGACUCGCUACUUUGAAUGGACCAGACGUCCCAGGGGAGAGGCAGAUGUUGCAACCUCUUCAGCCAGCAGUGCCAGUUCAGUGUCAAUUUCGCCGGCACCGUCAACUAUCGGAAGACCGGAAGUGCCCGGUCGUACCAUCAGUGACGAACAAGAAACUGUGUCGUCGACAAGUGAGGCGGCCGCAGAUUCCGCAUCCGAAAUGCUACAACCCGCAUCUCAGAUAGCCAUCUCUACUGAUGACUCUGUUCUGGAAUUUUUCAGAGCCACAUUCUGCGACCAUUAUCAAUCAAGCGACGUGCUGGAAUCAGCACUGGUAUUUAUGCUUGAGAACGAAGCUUCUCGACAUCUGCUCAUCGCCUACGCCUACGCAAUGCGGAGAUCGCGUGCAGUUGCCGAGGAAAAUUCUCAAGACCAGGUGGAAGCGGAAAGAAAUCUCAGUCGAGGUACUAACAUUCUGUGGAAUCGGCUCCAGAUGCCCGGCCAUGCCAGUUCCGACGCCAACAUCCAGGCUGUCCUUUUGCUCGUGGCGUACACAGCUGACUUCGGGAACGCCAACGAGGUGCGUCUCCAUGCAGACGCACUGAGGACGAUGAUCGAACAGCGUGGCGGCGUCGACGCAUUCACCCACAAUCCUGCAUUGCAUCAUCAAAUAUGGGUGAUAGAAACAUCGCGACGGUUCCAUUUGACCUUGGAUUGCGAGUCGACCUGCCCGGAUCCACCUCGCUUUCCUGACGGUCUUCGACUACGACGAAGAAGUGAUGAAAGUUGA